GAGCUUGCCAAAGCCACUGAAAUAAGGCCCGGCGCACUGGCAGCAGCGGGUCUCAACCACGGCCCUGCGUUGGCAACGGAACCACAGCUCUCAGCGAGGCCCGCCGUAGCAUGGCCACUCCCAAGAGCUUUCCGACGCUCGUUCAGCUGGAGCAGCGAGAAGGGACGCUAUUCGAGGUGCUCGGGAACCUCACCAAACCGCCCUACUGGUUUCACUCAGAGUACCUGAAGAGUCCGAAGGCAGUUCACCUGGAGGCCUGGCUCGUGGAAGCGAUCUUCGGCCAGGGCGGAGAGCACAUCCCGCACGUCGAGUGUGUGUCACAGACACUGCUUCACAUUAGUCAGUGGGACCCGGAUGGCGAAGCUGAGAUCCUGAUAUUUGGACGGCCUUAUUACCAGAUGGAUGUAUCCAAGAUGAUCAUGAACUUGGCCGAGUACCAUCGCCAACUCCGGGCGCAAAAUACCGAGCCGGAAACAAUGAAAGGCUCCGAGAAGGCGCCUGCCCUGGAAACGGCGACCCAGCGGUCCCCCGACGAAGUCUGGGAGGCGGCGACCCAACGGUCCCCCAGUGCUGCCCGGGACGCCGGGACCCAGCGGUCCCCCGGUGCAGCCCGGGAGAUGGCGACCCAGAGCCCACCCGGCGCUGCCCGGGAGGCGGCGACCCAGCGGUCCCCCGGUGCAGCCCGGGAGAUGGCGACCCAGAGCCCACCCGGCGCUGCCCGGGAGGCGGCGGCCCAGCGGUCCCCCGGCGCUGCCCGGGAGGCGGCGACCCAGCGCUCCCCCGGCGCUGCCUGGGAUGCCGGGACCCAGUGGUCCCCCGACGAAGUCUGGCAGGCAGCGACCCAGAGCCCCCCCGGCGCUGUCCGGGAGGCGGCGACCCAGCGGUCCCCCGGAGCAGCCCGGGAGGCGGCGACCCAGCGGUCCCCCGGCGCAGCCCGGGAGGCGGCGACCCAGCGGUCCCCCGGCGCAGCCCGGGAGGCGGCGACCCAGCGGUCGCCCGGCGCAGCCCGGGAGGCGGCGACCCAGCGGUCCCCCGGCGCUGCCCGGGAGGCGGCGACCCAGCGGUCCCCCGGCGCUGCCCGGGAGGCGGCGACCCAGCGGUCCCCCGGAGCAGCCCGGGAGGCGGCGACCCAGCGGUCCCCCGGCGCUGCCCGGGAGGCGGCGACCCAGCGGUCCCCCGGCGCUGCCCCGGGAGGCGGCGACCCAGCGGUCCCCCGGCGCUGCCCGGGAGGCGGCGACCCAGCGGUCCCCCGGAGCAGCCCGGGAGGCGGCGACCCAGCGGUCCCCCGGCGCUGCCCGGGAGGCGGCGACCCAGCGGUCCCCCGGCGCUGCCCGGGAGGCGGCGACCCAGCGGUCCCCCGGCGCAGCCCGGGAGGCGGCGACCCAGCGGUCCCCCGGCGCUGCCCGGGAGGCGGCGACCCAGCGGUCCCCCGGAGCAUCCCGGGAGGCGGCGACCCAGCGGUCGCCCGGAGCAGCCCGGGAGGCGGCGACCCAGCGGUCGCCCGGCGCUGCCCGGGAGGCGGCGACCCAGCGGUCCCCGGAGCAGCCCGGGAGGCGGCGACCCAGCGGUCCCCCGGAGCAGCCCGGGAGGCGGCGACCCAGCGGUCGCCCGGCGCUGCCCGGGAGGCGGCGACCCAGCGGUCGCCCGGAGCAGCCCGGGAGGCGGCGACCCAGCGGUCCCCCGGCGCUGCCCGGGAGGCGGCGACCCAGCGCUCCCCCGGCGCAGCCCGGGAGGCGGCGACCCAGCGGUCCCCCGGCGCUGCCCGGGAGGCGGCGACCCAGCGGUCCCCCGGAGCAGCCCGGGAGGCGGCGACCCAGCGGUCCCCCGGAGCAGCCCGGGAGGCGGCGACCCAGCGGUCCCCCGGCGCUGCCCGGGAGGCGGCGACCCAGCGGUCUCCCGAAGCAUCCCGGGAGGCGGCGACCCAGCGGUCGCCCGGCGCUGCCCGGGAGGCGGCGACCCAGCGGUCCCCCGGAGCAGCCCGGGAGGCGGCGACCCAGCGGUCCCCCGGCGCUGCCCGGGAGGCGGCGACCCAGCGCUCCCCCGAAGCUACCCAGGACCUGGUUACCAGGUUUUGAAGGCGUUUCAAGCCCUGGAGCAAGAGAGCCAGGAGAAGUCAAAGUGGAAGGAAGCCUCUGCCUGGAACCCUAUUCUGUUAGGUCCCGCUUCUGCCGCAGAAGCUGAGAAAAGAAUGGUGCGGGUUAUUCUUGGUUUCCCCUCUCCCCAUCACUCCCUGUUAAAUGUUUGCAAACACCAAUCUAAAGAAUUCUAAUAAAGAAUUGAA
This is a messenger RNA of Phacochoerus africanus (Common warthog), 2281 nucleotides long. RefSeq names its product KH domain containing 3 like, subcortical maternal complex member (gene KHDC3L). The record is from RefSeq and is a predicted model, not a curated record. NCBI's taxonomy places the organism in Eukaryota, Metazoa, Chordata, Mammalia, Artiodactyla, Suidae. The transcript is spliced from 3 exons. The coding region runs from base 111 to 2075 and encodes 654 amino acids. Gene Ontology annotation, cellular component: protein-containing complex; apical cortex. Gene Ontology annotation, molecular function: RNA binding.